CAUCAAAAAGGCAAAUUUGAAGUCCAAUUUUGUCCAAAUUGGCUUCGAAACGGUUGCACACAAACAUUGAGGAGGAGGUGGCGGCUGUUAAGAUUGGCAAACUCUCAGUCAGUGCGUCGCCUCCACCAUCAUCUUUUGGCAUGUCCUCUUCCCAAAAUCACCUGCAAACAAGCUGUGGAAGUGGCGGGGGUAGUGGAAGUAGUUCUAGUCGACAUAGUAACAAGGAAGGCGGCACUAGUUUUCGAAGUUUCUUUGCCAAGUUACGCAAACCAAGUGAACACAACAAUAGUCAGCAGCAUCAACAAUUUACGGUGGGUGGUUGAUUUAAAA
This is a messenger RNA of Meloidogyne enterolobii, 330 nucleotides long. The record is from the annotation of a GenBank genome assembly. NCBI's taxonomy places the organism in Eukaryota, Metazoa, Nematoda, Chromadorea, Rhabditida, Meloidogynidae.